Messenger RNA from Phialemonium atrogriseum, 3831 nucleotides. Its product is annotated as Hydantoinase B/oxoprolinase-domain-containing protein. The transcript has 2 exons. Gene Ontology annotation, cellular component: cytosol. Gene Ontology annotation, molecular function: 5-oxoprolinase (ATP-hydrolyzing) activity. The coding region runs from base 1 to 3831 and encodes 1276 amino acids. The record is from RefSeq and is a predicted model, not a curated record. Gene Ontology annotation, biological process: glutathione metabolic process. Lineage: Eukaryota; Fungi; Ascomycota; Sordariomycetes; Cephalothecales; Cephalothecaceae.
AUGGCUCCCAAGAUCACCAUCUCCAUUGAUCGUGGAGGCACCUUCACCGAUGUCCACGCCAUUGUCCCUGGCAAGAAUGACAUCGUGUUGAAGCUGUUGUCGGUCGAUCCCGCCAACUAUUCCGAUGCCCCGACUGAGGGCAUCCGCCGCGUGCUUGAGGCCGCAACGGGCGAGAUAAUCCCGCGCGGCGUCCCGCUGCGCCUCGACGGCAUCGAGUGUCUGCGCAUGGGGACUACAGUCGCAACCAAUGCUCUGCUCGAGCGCAAGGGCACUCGUUCCGCGUUGCUGACCACCAAGGGCUUCCGCGACCUGCUGCGCAUCGGCAACCAGGCCCGGCCUGAUAUCUUCGACCUGUCGGCGGCAAGACCGGACGUUCUGUUCAAAGCUGUUGUCGAGGUGGACGAGCGCGUCAUUCCCGCCCACCCUCGUGCCGACAAGGCGGCCCUUGCUCCUUACCGUUCCAUCCUGGGAACGACAGGGGAGACCUACCACGUCCUGCAGGAGCUUGACGUUGCAGCCGUCACGGCCGAUCUCCGGUCGCUCAAGGAGCAGGGGUUCGGCUCUGUCGCCGUCGCUCUUAUCAACUCGUUUGCCUGCCCCGAGCAUGAGCGCACCAUCGGCGACAUAGCCUCGAGCCUCGGCCUGUCGGUUGCGCUGUCGUCGACCCUGCAACCCAUGAUCAAGGUCGUGCCGCGCGGUAUGUCGGCGACGGCCGAUGCCUACCUGACCCCCGUCAUCAAAGACUAUGUUGAUGCCAUCUCGGCCAACUUUGAGGGGGGCCUCGCCGGUGCCCAUGGCUGCCGGGUCGAGUUCAUGCAAUCAGACGGCGGCCUGGUCGACUUCCGCCACUUCAGUGGUCUGCGUGCGAUUCUGUCAGGCCCGGCUGCCGGCGUCGUCGGCUUCUCGGCCACCAGCUGGGAUCCCGAGGCUCGGGUACCGAUCAUCGGCCUCGACAUGGGCGGCACCUCGACCGACGUGUCGCGCUUCGACGGCAAUCUAGAACACACCUUCUCCUCGAGCAUCUCUGGCGUCAGCAUCCAGGCGCCGCAGCUCGACAUCAACACUGUCGCCGCAGGCGGUGGAUCCAUCCUGUCAUGGCGCAAUGGUCUGUUCAUGGUCGGUCCCGAGUCUGCCUCGGCACAUCCGGGUCCGGCCUGCUACCGUAAGGGCGGGCCUCUGACUGUGACGGAUGCCAACCUCUUUCUCGGAAGGUUGCUGCCCGAGUACUUCCCCAAGAUCUUCGGCCCCAACGAGGACCAACCGCUUGACCGUGACAUCACCACCAAGCUAUUUACCGAGCUGACCGACAAGAUUAACGCCGAUCAGUCGGUCCAUUAUACGCCCGAGCAGGUCGCCCUCGGGUUCCUCAAGGUUGCUGACGAGUCCAUGACACGGCCGAUUCGCAACCUAACCGAGGCGCGCGGCUUUGAGACUUCCUCUCACCAUCUCGCCUGCUUCGGUGGGGCGGGUGGUCAGCACGCGUGCAACGUGGCGGCGUCGCUGGGUAUAUCGCGCGUCAUCGUGCACCGCUACUCGUCUAUCCUCUCGGCGUAUGGCCUAGCGCUGGCGGACAUUGUGCACGAGGCCCAGGAGCCCAUGGCUGCCGAGUUUUACGCCGCCAAGGCGUCCAUCGCCGAUCGUCUGCGAGGGCUCCAGAAGCGUUCCGCGGCCCAUCUCAGCACCCAGGGCUUCGGGCCCGAGCACCUGCGGCACGAGCUGUUCCUCAAUAUGCGCUACGAGGGGUCCGACACCAGCCUGAUGAUUCUAGAGCCCGCGGAUGGCGACUUUGCCGCGGCCUUUGUCGAGCGCCACCGCCGCGAGUUCAGCUUCGCUCUGGACCGUCCCGUCUUGGUGGACGACGUGCGCGUGCGGACGGUUGCCGCGUCGGGGACCGUCACCGAAAAGAGUCCGCUGCGCCAGCUGGAGGAAGCGACACUCCGCGAGGCCAGCGCCCCAACCAAGGUCAGCCCCGUCUACUUCGACGCCGAGUUCGGGUUUAUCGACACACCGGUCUACAAGCUGCUAGACCUUGGGAAGAACGUCCGCCUGCACGGCCCCGCCAUCAUCAUCGACGAGACGCAGACCAUCGUCGUGGCGCCCGCCGCCGUCGCAUAUGUGCUGCAGACGUGCCUCCUCAUCGACCUCGAGGCCGAUACUAAGGCCGACGCCAUCGCUGGCGCGGUUACGGAGACUGUCGACCCGAUCCGGCUGACCAUUUUUGGCCACCGCUUCAUGUCCGUGGCCGAGCAAAUGGGCCGCACGCUGCAAAAGACCGCCGUUUCGACCAACAUCAAGGAGCGGCUCGACUUCUCGUGCGCGCUGUUCUCGCCCGACGGCGGGCUCGUCGCCAACGCGCCGCACGUGCCGGUGCACCUCGGGUCGAUGCAGUUCGCGGUGCGCUUCCAGCACCAGCACUGGCUCGGCCGGCUGAAGGAGGGCGACAUGCUCGUGGCCAACCACCCCGUCUCGGGCGGAACCCACCUGCCCGACGUGACGGUGGUGACGCCCGUGUUUUCCCGCGGCACCGACGAGAUCAUCUUCUACGUGGCGUCGCGCGGCCAUCACGCCGACAUUGGCGGGAUCCUGCCGGGGUCGAUGCCCCCCAACUCGACCGAGCUGUGGCAGGAAGGCACGGCCAUCGAGUACGAGAAGGUGGUGUCUGGCGGCGUAUUCAACGAGGCGCGCAUGCGGGAGCUGUUCCUGGACAUCCCGGGCCGGUACAAGGGCUGCUCUGGAAGCCGCAACAUCAGCGACAACCUGUCGGAUCUCAAGGCGCAGAUCGCGGCUAACACGCGCGGCAUCGCGCUCAUCCAGGGCCUGAUCGACGAGUACGGGCUGGGCACGGUGCAGAUGUACAUGUACGCGAUCCAGACGACAGCCGAGAUGGCGGUGCGGAACCUUCUCCGGGGGCUAUUCCAGCGUUUUGAGGGCCGGCCGUUGGAGGCGCUGGACUUCAUGGACGACGGGACGCCGAUCCGCCUAUCCAUCACCAUCGCGGAGGACGGGUCGGCGGUGUUCGACUUCGCCGGCACGGGCCCCGAGGUGUACGGCAACAUCAACGCGCCCGAGGCCAUCACGCACUCGGCCAUCAUCUACGCGCUGCGCUGCAUGAUCAGCGCCGACAUCCCGCUCAACCAGGGCUGCCUCAGCCCCAUCGACAUCCGCAUCCCGCGCCCCAGCAUCCUCAGCCCCACGCGCGCCGCCGCCGUCGUCGGCGGAAACGUCACCACCUCGCAGCGCGUCACCGACGUCGUUCUCAAGGCCCUCGGCGCGUGCGCCGCCUCGCAGGGCUGCCUCAAUAACUUGACCUUUGGUAUUGAUGCCAAGGUGGAUGAGGCGACCGGCGCUGUUGUACCUGGAUUUGGAUACUACGAGACCAUCGCAGGCGGCGCCGGUGCCGGGCCGACAUGGCACGGCGAGAGCGGGGUGCACGUGCACAUGACCAACACGCGGAUCACGGACCCAGAGAUUCUGGAGAAGCGGUACCCGUGCGUGCUGCGGCGGUUCGAGCUGCGCGGGGGCACUGGCGGGAAGGGCGAGUUCCGGGGCGGCGACGGCGUGGCGCGCGAGAUCGAGUUCCUGACCCCCGUGCAGUGCUCUAUCCUGUCGGAGCGCCGCGUCCACCGGCCGUACGGCAUGGAGGGUGGCGAGGCGGGGCAGACUGGGUUGAACUUGUGGCUGAGCAAGGACGCGUACACGGGCGAGAAUAGGAUUGUUAGUAUGGGUGGUAAGGGGAGCGUUCCGAUGGGCACGGGUGAUCGGGUAGUCAUUAUGACGCCUGGAGGUGGUGGUUGGGGGACGAAGGAGGUGAAUGGGUUCAGCAGGGAUUGA